CUCGAGUGCGUCAACGACCUUGGAGCAGGUUUGGCAGCUGUCCCAAGUUCAGCGGUGGGCCGCAACGCAUCAGUAGACGCACAAAACAAAAUGGAUCCAGAAGAGACGGCUCACGUCGCCGCGGAGGCUUCCAUGGAAUGGGAAACGCAGGCGUAUACACUGGCGGCCGCGGUUACCGUCAUUUUCCUCAUUCUACACUGGUCCAAAAGGGACAUCGCUCCACCAGGCUUCAAACUGCCGCCGGGCCCCAGGGGCCUUCCCUUAGUGGGGCACGUGCCCUUCGUCACCAUGGAGUUCAGCCACAACCAGUUCCGAAAAUGGUCCACGACAUAUGGAGCAGUAAUCAAAAUCAAGAUAGGUGCUACGUACGUUGUGGUGCUCAACGACUUUGAUUCCAUCAAGGAAGUCCUGUGCAAAAAUGAGGUUCUUAAUCGCAGCGAGAACGUGAUCUUUAACGUACUUGGGAUGACUGGUGUAGGAACCCUGAACGGAAAACUUUGGCAAGACAACCGUCGCUUCUGCCUGCACGUGCUACGGGACCUUGGAUUUGGAAGAAAGUCGAUGGAGGAGCACAUCAAGGAGGAGUCUUCGUACUUGACUGAAAAGAUCGCAGAGAGCAAAGGCUCUCUAAUUUCAAUACAAGAGUACCUCGUUCCCAGCAUGUCCAACAACAUUUCCGCUCUGGUGUUCGGAAGCCGAUACCUCUUCGACGACCCCAAGCGCAAAUUUCUGGACGCGCAGUUGAGCAGUGCUCUUCGUGCACUAAGCUCCAGCAUGAUUGUAACUUUUUUGCCUGGUUGGCUCAACACACUCGCACUACGGAUCCCAUUCCUCGCAGUCAGCUCCUUCAAGAACAUCUUCCGUGAGCUCAGUGAUUUUGUAAGCAAAGAGGUGAAGGAGCAUGAAGAGACCCUCGACGAGCACAGCAAUCGCGACUUCAUAGACGGAUACAUCAAGAAAAUCAAAGAGCACGAAAAUGACCCAGAUUCCAGCUUUCAAAAACGCUUCCUCUUCGGGAACGUCCUCAACUUCUUCGGCGCCGGCUCCAACACGGUGAUGGUGACCAUCAUGUGGCACCUGCUGACCUACGCAAAGUACCCGGACACGGUGCAGGCCAAGAUUCAACGCGAGAUCGACGAGGUAGUGGGCAGGGAACGCCAGCCCAAGUGGGAGGAUCGCAACAAGAUGCCCUUCACCAUGGCAGCCAUCUGGGAGAUGUACCGCUGGAGAACCAUAGCUCCGCUAGGAAUCCCCAGAGCUGCAUCGGAAGACGUCUUCUAUGGAGAGUACUUCAUUCCAAAGGGAAGCAUGGUGUUGGCCAACCUGUGGACAGUUCACAUGGACCCCAAGCUAUGGAAGGACCCGCAGACCUUUGACCCUUCCCGAUUCUUAACGAAAGACGGCACGGAGUUGGGGCCAAAACCAGAAUCCCUGAUGCCCUUUUCAGUCGGCAAAAGAAUGUGCCCGGGCGAGACGUUGGCUACAGUCGAAGUCUUCCUCAACAUCACUACGCUGCUGCAAAAGUACAGCGUGCUCCCUGAGGAAGGACAAGUAGUCGACCUUGCAACCAAAGGUGCAGGAGUCAUCGUUCCCGAGACGCAGAAACUUCGCUUUAUUCCACGCUAAGCACUGCGUGUUUACAGCCAAGCGAGUCUUCUGGGUGCCGCACCAAGGACGUACAAGGAAAAAAAACCAACAUCGUGCUGCGGUGUUUCUUUUGUUUUUUUUUUUGUUUGUUUCUUUUU
This is a messenger RNA of Ixodes scapularis (black-legged tick), 1745 nucleotides long. RefSeq names its product cytochrome P450 2A4-like. The transcript has 9 exons. The coding region runs from base 91 to 1626 and encodes 511 amino acids. Gene Ontology annotation, molecular function: heme binding; iron ion binding; oxidoreductase activity, acting on paired donors, with incorporation or reduction of molecular oxygen. The record is from RefSeq and is a predicted model, not a curated record. Lineage: Eukaryota; Metazoa; Arthropoda; Arachnida; Ixodida; Ixodidae.